AUGUUACAGUGCGUGAGUCCGUCGGAUUUUGAUAUUGUACGGAAGUACGGCUGCGCAGUCAUAGAUUGUAGUUGGGCACGAUUGGAUAACACUCCCUUCAACAGAAUGAAGACAUCUCAUCCUCGCAUACUGCCAUUCUUAGUCACUGCAAAUCCUAUAAAUUAUGGAAAGCCUUAUCAGCUGAGUUGUGUAGAAGCUAUAGCAGCUACUCUAAUUAUAACAGGAUUUCCGAACGAGGCCGAGCUUCAUCUUGGAAAAUUCUCAUGGGGACAUUCGUUCUUGGAGCUGAACAGCGAACUGUUGGAAAAGUACAAUCUUUGCACAAGCAGCGAAGAAAUAAUUACGGCACAAGAAACGUACCUAAAGAAAGCCUGGCAGGAAAAAUUAGAUAGGCUUAGUCUUCCUGAUUUUCCUGAAAACAAUACGGAAUCUGAAGAAGAGGAAGAAGAGAAAGACAAAUAUAUAGUCUUAAAAGUAACUGAGGACCUAGGUGAUAUAAAAGUAUAA
Molecule: messenger RNA, 507 nt
Organism: Atta colombica
Lineage: Eukaryota; Metazoa; Arthropoda; Insecta; Hymenoptera; Formicidae
Product: ribosome biogenesis protein TSR3 homolog
Biological process (GO): maturation of SSU-rRNA
Molecular function (GO): rRNA small subunit aminocarboxypropyltransferase activity
Source: RefSeq, a predicted model, not a curated record